Molecule: messenger RNA, 2016 nt
Organism: Mytilus trossulus (common blue mussel)
Lineage: Eukaryota; Metazoa; Mollusca; Bivalvia; Mytilida; Mytilidae
Product: splicing factor 45-like
Exons: 16
Coding region: 167-1747 (526 amino acids)
Biological process (GO): alternative mRNA splicing, via spliceosome; mRNA cis splicing, via spliceosome
Cellular component (GO): precatalytic spliceosome
Molecular function (GO): RNA binding
Source: RefSeq, a predicted model, not a curated record
CUAAAUUAUUUUGUUUAUUUUCAUUUUUAAGCAAUUUUAUUUAUACCUUUCCAUUUGAUGGAAAGAUAAUUGCAAAUAACUAUUAUUAGGUUGAUAAUUGAAUGUGUAUGAUAAACUAUAAACCUUAUGUGAAAUAAAUUGGCAAAAAAACAAGGCUGCAGUAGACAUGUCGCUGUAUGAUGGCUUGGAUGACAAAGAUGAUGGAACAUCUAAAACAGAUGUUGCUGGAUGGUCAUCAAGUUUGAAGUUAAUGCAGUCACAGUUACAGGCAAAGAAAGCUAAUUUAAUGCAGGUGAAGAAACAGAAACCCAGCAGUAAUACAAUGGCCCCUGUAAUAGAUUUGAAGAAGAAUGACUUGUACAGUGAUCUGCAUUUUAAUAUGUUAACAGGCAGAUUAGAGAGAUUAUCCGAGAGUACAACAGGUGGCUCCCCCUUUCUUCCUUCUGAUCCUUCGUCCUCAUUAACAGGUGUCAUUGAUGAGUAUGACCCUUUACGGCCCAAUGAUUACGAGGACUUCACGAAAAAGAGAAAGGAACAAAGACUGAAGGAGAGAGAGGAAGAAAAAAAUAAAAACUUUGACGAUGAGAGACGGUUUGGUGAAGCAGAUGAACCAGAACCUAGACGUAGAUCAGAAGACAACUGGAAUCGUAACCAUAGAGAUAGUCCAGACCAAAGACAAAAACUUGGAAAGGAUGACGAACCUCCUCAGAGACAUCGUAACAACAAAAACUGGAAUAAUGGGGAAGAUAACUCUGUUUAUGAACCGAGACAGAAGUGUGGAAAUGAUGAUGACACGCCACAAAGACAUGGUGGUAGAUACAACAAGAGCUGGAAUCAUGGGGAAGAAAGUCCAGGUCAUGACCAAAGACAAAAGUCUGGAAAUGAUGAUGACACGCCACAAAGACAUGGUGGCAGAUUCAAUAAAAGCUGGAAUCAUGGGGAAGAAAGUCCAGGUCAUGACCAAAGACAAAAUAGGAGAGGAAGAAGAGACCACAAUCGUGACAGAAACCGAGAUAGAGAUCGUAGUGAUGAUAGAGGAGGCGGAGGAGGAGGAGGUGGUGGAGAGAUGGACAGAUUAAGGAGGAGACAUGAAGAAGAAGAGGAAGAUUAUGAGAAACCAAAGAGACCUUCUGGAGGUAUGGGAGCAGCUAUAGCACCACCAUCAUCACUCAUAGAAGACAUCCCUAUUGAUUCACCAGGCAGGCCUCAGUCCCCGACACUUCUUGGUCAGAGUAUGGGCUUAGGAGGUUCAGUGGCGUCUAAGAUUAUGGCCAAAUAUGGUUACCGUGAAGGUCAAGGUUUAGGUAAAUCUGAACAGGGAAUGAGUACAGCUUUGUUUGUGGAGAAAACAAGUAAGAGAGGAGGAAAAAUUAUACAUGAAAAAGAUAUACCUAAAGAACCUCCAAAAGAAUUACAACCAAAUACAAAUUUGUUGAGAAAUCCAGCAAAAGUUAUAUUAUUACGGAAUAUGGUCGGUCCUGGUGAGGUUGAUGAGGAUUUAGAACCAGAAACUGCUGAAGAAUGUGGAAAAUAUGGAAAAGUUAUUAAAUGUGUUAUAUUUGAGAUACCUGGUGUUAUAGAAGAGGAAUCUGUCAGAAUUUUUAUUGAAUUUGAUAAAGUUGAUGCUGCAAUUAAAGCUGUUAUUGAUUUAAAUGGACGAUUUUUUGGAGGAAGGACUGUGAAAGCGUGUUUUUAUAAUUUAGAUAAAUUCAGACGAUUGGACUUAGCUGAUGAAAUAAUAGAUUGAAAUAAAAUUUACAAUUUGAUAGAGGCAGCUUGUAGUAAAUCCAGCAUUAUGAAAAUCAGAUUUAUAACAUGAAGAAUUCCCAAAAGAGGAUAUAGUGAAUACAUCCUCUGUGAUCUGAUGAAUGGAAGUCAGACUCUAUUACAACAUGUGUAGGAAUGAAGACGCUAAAAGAUUUACAUGUUAUACAGCUGCAUAUCAUGGAUAGAAUUGAAAUUUGAUCUGACGUGUGAUCAUCAAUCAUCAAGUGUAAAUAAAGUACUUCCUCCUAU